AUGCCCAAACGCGAAUCGCAGAAAAUUAUGAUGAGUGUUUCCCGUCUGGAGGCCACAAAGAUCCAAUCAAGGCGGGCUGGAAAAGGAACCGGUCGAGAUAUUCAUACCGCUUUAAAAUGUUUUGCAUAUGCGUAUUUCGAAACUGAGAGCGACGAUAUGUUCGAUGUUAUUGAAGAUAUUAUGACGAGAGGGAUAAGUCAGUAA
Molecule: messenger RNA, 204 nt
Organism: Ambispora gerdemannii
Lineage: Eukaryota; Fungi; Glomeromycota; Glomeromycetes; Archaeosporales; Ambisporaceae
Source: the annotation of a GenBank genome assembly